Molecule: messenger RNA, 942 nt
Organism: Angiostrongylus costaricensis
Lineage: Eukaryota; Metazoa; Nematoda; Chromadorea; Rhabditida; Metastrongylidae
Source: the annotation of a GenBank genome assembly
AUGUCCAACCUAUCACUGGCAAGUCACAAACGGAUACUCACGCGGUAUACUAACCAAUUGCAAAAAGUUCUAACCCGAUUCAAAGACGCGCAGUUAGAAGAAAUCUGCAUUCAAAACGUGCAAGAUGAGAUAGCGCCUACCGUUAUUCACACAUGCCUACAGCAGUUAGAGGAAGGAGUUGCAGCGUUAGAAAACAUGACGACAAAGAUUCAACACGCACUAGAUGAACUCGCUACCAUGUUCGAAAAGACACACCCAACGUUGCCGAAUAUUGAAGAAGAGUUCACACAGUACUCGAGUACUGCCGAAGAAGCUAUUGGCAAUACUUUCGUAUACCUUGUACUCCUUCAUGCUCGGAUCCAUGGCUUCAACGCUCACGCUGAGCUUCUCAAUACAUCCCACAAACACUCCACUACGAACAGUGGCAAAGAUGAAUCCGCCGUUACUGCAGUCGUAAAAAAUCUAGAGCUACCCAUAAUCCCUGUCCCAACAUUCAAUGGCGACAUAUGGAACUGGGACAACUUUUGGGAGCUUUUCAACUUAAAUGUACAGUUACAAAAUCUCUCCGAGCUACAAAAAUUCAACUACCUGCUUAGUUCCUUAAAGGGUGAACCUCUACAAUUGAUGAAGAAGUUCCAACUCACUCGGCAAAACUACGCAAAAGCCAUAGAAUUCCUUACUAAUAAGUACGGCAAUUCUAAAAAACUCAUCCGUCAGCUCCUCAAAAAGAUGGACAAAAUAUUCCUCAACUCAUCGUCCAAACAAGAGCAACGCAGACUAUUGGAAGACAUUAUAGGCCAAUUAGUGCAAAAAGGUGAAAAUGUCGACAAUCAGUCCAUGUAUCAAAAGGUUCUUUCGAAAUUUCCGGUCGGGAUCCAACGUAAAGUUCUUCACAAAAAAUCACUUCUCCCGACGAACCCUUUACCAUGCAACAGCUUCUAA